UUAAAUAUUCUCUUCCUGAAACUUGAGUAAGUUUCACUUUCCGUUCUACCUGCUGAGAAGUGAGAGCUCGUAGUUGAGUCGUCACCUCCUUGCGAUUUGACUUCUAGGACCUAUAAACGGACCUUCUUACCUUUAAGUCGCCUAUAGGAAGGGUGUGUUGAAUGCGAACAGGACCGCAACAAACACGUCCCGAGAAGGUGUAAUUAUGGCCUCUGAAGUUACACCGAGAGUCGAUUUGAAAGAGGCGGAGAAGCUGGCCCUCUCUCUGAGUGAAGCCCUCAGCGGUGGGGAUGGACAGGAAGCAGUCAGACUGUGCCAGGAACUGUCACAACUUUCUGUUCCAGUGUGUGUCAGCGUCAACAGCCAGGCCUAUCCUCAGGACUCCAUAAGGUUGCGGGUUGGAGUGGAGGAUGCUCAGUCAGAUAACUACAUCCCAGUGAUUGUUGAGGUUUCUUCUGACAUGACAAUUGCACAACUUAAAGACAAGAUAAGCGGUGACUUUGGGUUCGUCCCCUCGCUGCAGCGUUGGGUGAUCGGGAAGCGGUUGGCUCAAGACCGCGAGACGUUGUACAGCCACGGUGUUCGUCACAAUGGGGACCAGGCUUUCCUGUUUAUCCUCUCCGCCCAGGCUGCUCAUCUAACACGGCAGCAACACAAGCUGGACCAGGAGCAACAACGCAUAGAGGGCAUCGUGGAGACCAUGCAACUUUUUCCAAGAGGAGUGGACGGAGGUGGUGGUGACAAGACAGCGCCUCCUGCUAACACUGAACACAAUCCUCCUCCUCAUCCUCCUCCUCCUCCUCCUAAACCUGCGUUGCCUCCGAAACCUCAGUUGGGCUGGGCCUGUGACGGAUGCACUUACUUGAACAAACCAACGCGUCCCGGCUGUGAGAUGUGUGGAGGGGACCGGCCAGAGGGUUACCAGGUGCCGGACAUCUACAAGCCGGACCAGCAGGAGUUCCUCAGGAUUCAGCAGGAGCAGUUGGCCAUGUUGCAGUACGAACAGGCUCAGAAGGACGAACGUGAGAGCAACUUCCGGAACUUGUUGGCAACAGAAGACCAGAGCCUUUUCCCCAACGCCGCGGAGGCAGACUGUCCCAUCUGCUUCACUCAACUGCAGCCAGAAGAAGGCAUCGUGCUCAGAGAGUGUCUCCACACCUUCUGCAGGGAAUGUCUAAAAGGGACAAUAGUGAACAGUCAAGAUGCCGAGGUGUCUUGUCCUGAGAAAUGCGACAGCAAGCUACUGGACCGAGAGAUCAAAGCGCUGCUCACAGAAGAGGAGCACCAGCGGUUUCUGGAGUUGCGUCUGAGCAUCGCAGAGAGCUGCUCAGAGCACAGCUUCCACUGUCAGACCCCCAACUGUCGAGGGUGGUGCAUCUACGAGGAUGAAGUCAAUGAGUUCCUCUGUGGGAGCUGCAAUCAAACCAACUGCAUCCUCUGCAGGGCCAUCCAUAUCGACAUGAAUUGCAAGGACUACCAGGAUGACUUGCGCAUCCGAGCAGACAACGACCUGGCGGCUCAGCAAACUAAACAGAUGCUCGAGAGCCUGCUGCAGAAUGGGGAGGCCAUGAAAUGUCCACGUUGUGACAUCAUCGUCCAGAAAAAAGACGGCUGUGACUGGAUCUGCUGUUUGAUGUGCAAGACAGAAAUCUGCUGGGUCACCAAACAAGCUCGCUGGGGACCAAAUGGCAGCGGCGACACAUCUGGGGGCUGUAGAUGCCGACUCAAUCAGCAGCCUUGUCAUCCCAACUGCCAAAAUUGCCACUGAGGGAAGGACACUAAUGGACACACACACACACACACGUCUGCAAGCACAUGCUACAUGAGAAGAAGCCCAGACUCCAGCUGAUGCUUAGCCUAGCUUAAAGCUGGCUACAUUUAUAUGCUCUAUAUUAUUUCUAGGCACAUCAGGUGGAAUACAAAUAAUUCAAUAUGAAUCCUAUACACAAGCUAUAUCUUCUACAUCUCUGCAGCUGAGUAUGCUGACUGUCAGACAACAAGCUUGAAUGGGAUCUUCCCGCUAAAACAAUACUUUGUUGUGAUGAACGAAUGCUUAAUAUGGAUUUCGAACUCUUGCUACUGCUUUCAUCACAAUUCAGUUUGACGAGCCAGCAAUCGUAUUGUGUUUACUGGAGUUUAAUUCAAAACUUUGAUCGGACGACUACACCAAAACAACAUUUUUGAGAGAAAAAGGCUAAAAAUGUCACCCUACAGCUAACCUGUGUGAAAUACGGCUACAAGUAACAAUAACGUUAAUGCACAAAUCAUUUGAUUGUUUGUUACAACUCAUUUAGACUGCAGACAUGUUACGAUUGCUGGAUACCAAAGUAAAAUCUUUCUAUGUAAACAUGUGUUUUUCUUUCUAUAAUAGCAAUAGAUUUUCUUUCAGUCGACUAAUCCGACUGUGGUGAAGGAUGUUUUUUACACUGAAUGAAUGUGUCGAUGCAAAACAAGCUGCUCUGAUGCACUUAAUGGCUUGAAGGAAGUAUCACUUUGAAAUAUGGCGAAUUGGACAAAUAAUGACGCCAUGUUGUCGUCUGGUUUUCAGGAAUUUAACUGUAUUUUAAGUGUUCAUGUCUUGUAUUCAUGACGUUUGAUGGUCCUUACUCCAAUAAACUGGAGCCAUAAAUAUAAGCAUGUUAGCAUUAUUGUAAGACAAGGAAAUACGUUCAUAUUAAGCUCAAAGAAAAACUGGUCUGAAAAAAAGACCGCUGUGUUAAGUUAAGCCAACUUGUGAUGAGCCUCACUGUACAAGCAGAGUCUGAAAAGUCCAAAAAAUGUCCAACGUACCGUUAAACAAAAGGUUUUGUUGGAAAUGUAAUGUAAUGUCAUUCCUUGUUACAUGGCUUUAGUCAGAUUAAAUAUUUACAUGAUUUAAUUAAAUGGUCACAAAAUGUA
Messenger RNA from Cottoperca gobio, 2898 nucleotides. RefSeq names its product RanBP-type and C3HC4-type zinc finger containing 1 (gene rbck1). Gene Ontology annotation, molecular function: ubiquitin-protein transferase activity; ubiquitin binding. Gene Ontology annotation, biological process: protein linear polyubiquitination; positive regulation of canonical NF-kappaB signal transduction; proteasome-mediated ubiquitin-dependent protein catabolic process. The record is from RefSeq and is a predicted model, not a curated record. The transcript has 13 exons. Gene Ontology annotation, cellular component: LUBAC complex. The coding region runs from base 206 to 1768 and encodes 520 amino acids. NCBI's taxonomy places the organism in Eukaryota, Metazoa, Chordata, Actinopteri, Perciformes, Bovichtidae.